AUAGUUUCUCAUAGCUAUUCGACUCCAGCGCGUUACGGUUGUAGCUCGAGUCUGGCUCACUCGCAGUCGCGGCAUCGUGUUUUUUUGUUCCCGCGAGUAAGGUUUUUUUGCGAGUCAAUUCGAAAAUGGCCGCUGUACUCGACGAAGUCGGCAAGUCCGCGGAAAAGCUCGUUGACGAGGAGAAAGACGAAAUCAUCGACGACGCUGAUCAGGCUGGCCUAGAAGCGUCCAAGAAGAAGAAAAAGAAAAAGAAGAAGAAGAAGGCCGAUUCUGGAGAAGCAAGCGCAGAUGUUCCAGAAGGUGAAGAUGAAAAAUCUAAGAAUGACAAAAUUGACGAAGGUGUCGGUGAAAAUGGAACAGAAGAUGCAGCUGAAAAUGAUGAUAAAUCUGAAGAGAAGAAAAAGAAAAAGCGCAAGAAUAAGGGGAAAGGAGCAAAUAAGGAUCCAAUAGCUUUCCCAGUUGUAACCUUGUAUCCAGAUGGUAAUUUUCCUAUCGGUGAAAUAAUGGAACAUCCUGCAGCUCAUGGCAUUGACGAGAGCAAAGCCAAACACAGGUUUACAAGUGAAGAAGCAAGAGCUCUGGAUCGCUCUCAGAAUGAUAUGUACAAUGAAGCUAGAUUGGCUGCUGAAGCUCACAGACGUACUAGGAAGCAUAUUAAGAAUUGGAUAAAACCAGGCAUGACCAUGAUUGAGAUUUGCGAAGAAUUAGAAACUGUUGCCAGGAGACUCAUUGGUGAAAAUGGUCUUAAAGCUGGUUUAGCCUUUCCAACUGGAUGUUCUAGAAAUAACUGUGCAGCACAUUAUACACCAAAUGCUGGUGAUAAAACUGUUCUUGAAUAUGAUGAUGUGACAAAGAUUGACUUUGGCACUCAUAUUAAUGGACGUAUCAUUGAUUGUGCAUUUACCCUUGCAUUUAAUCCAAAGUAUGAUAAACUCAUUGAAGCUGUUCGUGAAGCUACGAAUACUGGUAUUAAAGCAGCUGGAAUAGAUGUUCAGUUAUGUGAUGUUGGAGCUGCCAUUCAGGAGGUCAUGGAAUCUUAUGAAGUUGAAAUUGAUGGAAAAACUUAUCAGGUAAAAUCUAUUAGGAACCUAAAUGGUCACUCCAUAGCACCUUAUCGAAUCCAUGCUGGAAAAACUGUGCCAAUUGUUAAAGGUGGAGAAGCUACAAGGAUGGAAGAGAAUGAAUUUUAUGCUAUUGAAACUUUUGGAUCUACUGGAAAGGGCAUGGUUCAUGAUGAUUAUGAUUGUUCUCAUUAUAUGAAGACUUUUGAUUCUGGCUUUGUUCCAUUGAGGUUACAGAGUAGUAAAUCACUUCUCAAUACAAUCAACAAACAGUUUGGUACACUAGCGUUUUGUAAACGUUGGUUAGAUCGUGCCGGCUGUACCAAAUAUCAAAUGGCUUUGAAAGAUCUCUGUGAUAAGGGUGCAAUUGAAGCUUACCCACCACUGGUUGACGUCAAAGGAUCCUAUACUGCUCAGUUCGAGCACACGAUCGUAUUGCGACCCACGUGUAAGGAAGUCAUUUCGCGUGGCGACGACUAUUAA
Messenger RNA from Phymastichus coffea, 1544 nucleotides. It is a transcript of the gene und, whose product is annotated as methionine aminopeptidase 2. Gene Ontology annotation, biological process: proteolysis. Gene Ontology annotation, molecular function: metalloaminopeptidase activity. The transcript is spliced from 5 exons. Lineage: Eukaryota; Metazoa; Arthropoda; Insecta; Hymenoptera; Eulophidae. Bases 126 to 1544 code for a protein of 472 amino acids. The record is from RefSeq and is a predicted model, not a curated record.